AUGGAGCCUGGAGAAUAUCUCACUAACGUAAUAUCCCAUAGCAAUUUAACCUCAAUUAAUUACGAGUACUUUGUGCCUUCAUUUCCAGUAUCAAGCAUUCUUAAGACAAAGCUCCAAGACUUAGAGCUUGUAUGGAGAAAAAUGGGCAAACUCGUGUAUUAUGACCAUGUCCGAGUCCAGAUAUGGGUAUUCCUCAGUUGUCCAAAUACCCAAGACUGCAAACUUCAGCAUUCUGAUUCUUCAACUUUGUCCAGUACACAAAGCUUGAGUGAUAUAGGAGAAUUUGGUCACCUACACAAGGAAUCUGGCACAUAUGAACCUGCGACCCUAGGGAUGAACGCAUCCAUAUCAAGUAUCAACUCUCCAAUCAAUAGCCUACCUUCUGCCUCUCUAGAGAGUCCUAGUAAAAACUUACAGGUCAGCAGUAGUCGGACUUCGUUGGCGAGCCUGUCAAUCCACUCGCCACGUAAGAUCUUAUCAAGGAUUCCCGAGGCCAAAGGAACUGAAGUGAACAGAGAUACUGUUUCACGAGAAGAAAUCCAUCAGUAUUUUAUAUCUGCUGUACUUGAGUCCAUGAUGUACUUUCUCUGCCGGGAUGGCGGAUUCAUCCCAUUCAACUCCAGGACGCUGAUAUCAACAAUCCGUCAGCCUAUUCCCUGUCUUGAAAACUCUAACAUGGUUGAAUUUACUACUCUGGAUAUCAGUCUAACCUCUAUGGGAACUAUGAUGUUAAAAGCCCAUUUUAAUGUUGCUCAAAGGUUACGUGGAAUAAAAAAGCUGUUAAAAGAUUCAAACGAGCCAGUUCAGUUACAACUAGGGGAUCAUCUCUGGCUUGCACCCAGUGGAAAUUCUGCAAAGUAUUAUGGCACUCUUGCUUGUGAUAAUGUGGAGACUUUUGGAUUGGUACUGGAUGGAAAAAGACAUAUUCUUGAUGCAAUCUCUAAAAAUAUCAUUAAAUUAUGGCAGGUUAGAUUUCUCGAGUGGUUAAAGUAUAGAGGCAUGGAUUCGAUAGCAAUUGAAUCGGGGGACUGGGUAUUAAUUCAAAUAUUAACGGGCCAUUCUCCCUAUGCCAACAUAGAACUCGAAAAGAUCCCAAUUCUUGUCGAAUCAGGUGCUGUGCCGUGGCCAUUAAUACUAUGCUUUCGAAAUCUCACUCAAGAUAAAUCUAUUAACUUAAAUAAGAGCUUGGACGCUGCCCAAUGUUACGAUCCUAUUAAAUUUGCCGAAGAAUGGUAUAGUUCUCAAGACAGAGUUAGUACAGUAAACCAGAGACAAAAAGAGAGACAUGCAGCAGAGGUUUCAUCAAAGGAGCGAACCAACCCCGAACUUCCAACAAGUCGAUACCAUAAAAAAUCAAUGGAAGCAGUGAGAAAAGAAUGUUCCACAGGUAAUAUUUAUCCUACUCCGCCAAAUGCACUUCUUCCUCCGAUUGUAAUCACACCCUCCCUCGAAGAAACCGAACAUACACCCGAAAACUCUAAUAGCUGCGCACCUAUGGAACCUGAUGAUGUGGAUCCAAAUAUCAACAAUGAUACUCAUUUUAGCUCAGAAACUUGGGUUUCAGCUAGCAAAAAAGACCAGGACCUAAGUGUAAAUUUCAAUGAAAAUUUUUCUGAAAAUGACAUUAUUUUCACAGAUCAUGGUGGUGAUAUGUUUGGAACGGAUAUCACUGAUGCGGAUUUUAAUUUUUUCGAUGGGCCCGAUAUAGAAAUUGAGCACACAAAUAAACAGAUCCCUAUUUCUAACUUUCAAGCAACAAUUAAAGAAAUGGAUGAGACUCAAAUCUCAGAAACAGCUGUUGCAGAAGAUCAUGAUCUAACCAUUACGGAUAAAAAUACUGCCCAAGCUGUAAUGUAUGACGAAGCGCAGGAAAAUUUUAACUCAGAUAAGUCAGACAAUCUUCAAGAAAAACCAUCAAAUCUUCUGGUAACUGCGGCAAGUAAGAUAUCGCAGUCUUCACCACCUUCUUUAGCAAGUUUACAGUGUGUCAACGCAAGAUCACCUUUUAGCAAGGAGAUAAUAUUCAACAAGCUGAAGACAGAACAAUUACCAAUAAGAUCUGAAAGUUCGAGAAGGCUCAGUGUCUUCGAUAGAAUUAAUUUUGAACCGUCAAUUUUAUCCAUAAACAAAAAGUACGGACCAUCGGGGCGAUACAAAAUUAUUCCAGAAGUACGCGCACCAUAUACUUUAGAACCAUCAAGCCUACCAAGAUUAGACGUGCUCGCCAAGAAAAAAAAUACAAAAGUUGAACACAAACAUAUAGAAGCAAAUCAAAAUCCUUGGGUCAAAUUUUAUAAAGAAAUCACAAAGGGAUCAGUAUCACAUGAAACAAAAGAUUACUCAACAGAUCUAGACCACUGUAUUAUAUCUCCGGAGGGAGAUGGACCUCUUUCAGAUACCGAGCCUGAAAACUUUUGUGGAUCAUCUAAAAAGAGAAAGUGGGAAGAAGCUGAAAGCAAUAUAGUCUCACCAUCAGAAGAUAUAAUUCGAGGAUAUGCGCAAGCAGUCUCGCCUCAAUCUAUCAACGACCCCACUAUAUUUCUUUUUGAACCAUAUCAAGUAGGAUGGCCGCCUGAAUCCCACUUCAUCCUACCAGAACCUACCACUCGCUCUGAUGAACUCACAGACAUUGAGCUUAUUGAGACGACGCAAAUACUGGCAGAUCAAGCAUUGUCGAGUAGAUUCCAACUUCCCGGAGUUCCUAAGCAUGAUUUCUUUCCAGAUUUUCAAAAUCGAAUUUCUGUAAAGAAAAAAUUACACCGUAUUACUGCUGCUGCUCAGAAAUUUUUCUGCAAUGCUACUAUUUGCACUUUACGCGACUUUCUGGAUGUUCAAGGGAUACCUAUCUCAAAUCAGGUACUUCGCCUACCCCCUCGACCAAACACAAACCAAAAAGGGUUCCCAGGAACAAAUGUACGAUCCAACGAUCUAUUUCCGAUAGACUCACCUCACCUUGAAGUUCGUCGAGCUGAUGCUGGUAUUUCAAUUCUCCCUUCUGCCAUUGGAUUCUGGGAAAUAUUUGGCCUAGGUCCAUUUUCUGGUAUUAAAAACGUAAGAGCCGUUUGUGUUCAUCCAAAUUUUGAUGGUUUAGCAGCAAGUUCCAACACUCUACUCGAUCGAAUGAGAGGAUUUUACGAAUCUGCUAGAUUUGGCUCGCACGAUAGAAUUAUUAGCCCAGAUAUCGAAAAUGGGUUGAUUCCUUUCACCAUCAAAACAUCACAACCAAACUACUCUCGUCUAUCAGCGCUUAAGGAGAUGACUGAAAAUUUGAGCAGAACUCUCUCGCGUUUAACGAUCCAAAACAUAAAUUUAGUCGUUUAUUUUGUUUACCUUCCUAAUGACGGUGAUCUGCUCGUUCAAAUUUGCGCUGCUUUUCAUCAUCUUUUUAGUAUGUAUCGAAAAUUAUUAAUUGAAAGCAAAGUUGCUCCAGUGAACGAAAUUGUUUUACAACUUAUUCCUCUUAAUUUCAUUGCAACCCCCACAUCACUCGCAGUACCCCGCCCAUCAGAAUAUUUUGGGCUAGCACUAGAGGUUUACGAUCGUUGUACCAACUUUGAGUCCUCAACAAUGCCGGCCAUUACACUGGAGCCUCCACUCCUCAAAUCUAUUGAUUUCAAAUUAACUUCUAACCCAUCCCCUUCAUUACUUCAUGAAAAUAGCUGCCUACACAUUGCAUAUGCUAAAAGCAUCGAUAAUCGUUGGAUAACAGCAGCCUGGAUAGAUAAUCUGGGAAUUCAGCAGAUGACUGCUUCUUAUUGCCUAGGUAGAAAAAAUAAAAUGAUCACAACAACUUUUGCCGAGGUAGCUAACGAAAUAUGGGAAACAACCCUUGACUUUAUUUCCGAUCAAAAGAUUCAAUGGCGACUCAUUAUAGCCAGAGUUGGAAUUAUGGAUCUAUCAGAAACUGAAUUCUGGACUGGUCUGGCUUCAGCCGAAACAAAUGCCAAAAUUAGUCUCACACUUGUUACUGUUAAGACCAACGUUUCUCUAGAAAUUAUUCCUUCUUGUAUCUCCUUACUGGCAAAUGAAGCGAUGGGUCUAAAAAAGAGCGCUCCAAUCUUUUCAAUUCAAGAAUCACAGUCUUCUUGUGUUAUCCCUGAAAACACUACUACAAUAGUUGACGCAGCCAGCGAGCCAGAUCUCAAUGCGCGACUGAUCGAUUUGACCGAUCAGACUUGGGGGGCGGUCUUAUCGCAUAGAGUCAAUAACUCUAAUUCCCUUGAGGAACUUAAUUUGGCCCUUGUAAGUGGCUAUCUUUUUAAACGUGGAGGCACCAAUCCAGAAGAUCCUCCAGUCCCCAUGGAAGUCAAUAUAAUAUUCAGCGAAGUAACUGGUAACCCACGUACAUUCCAUGAAAAUCUUCUUAAAGAAAUUCUUGGGUAUUAUCGGUGUCUAGGAACUCUAGCGAGGGUUAGGAGAGUCGUGGACGCUAAUAAGGACAUUAGACCAUGGCAUAUCGCUGCAGUCGAAAAAGCAGUUGAGGCCUUGUAUAUGUUAAUGUGA
This is a messenger RNA of Blumeria graminis f. sp. triticale, 4503 nucleotides long. NCBI's taxonomy places the organism in Eukaryota, Fungi, Ascomycota, Leotiomycetes, Helotiales, Erysiphaceae. The record is from the annotation of a GenBank genome assembly.